Messenger RNA from Oncorhynchus kisutch (coho salmon), 2063 nucleotides. RefSeq names its product ADP-ribosylation factor-like protein 15. The record is from RefSeq and is a predicted model, not a curated record. Gene Ontology annotation, molecular function: GTP binding; GTPase activity. The coding region runs from base 413 to 991 and encodes 192 amino acids. The transcript has 5 exons. NCBI's taxonomy places the organism in Eukaryota, Metazoa, Chordata, Actinopteri, Salmoniformes, Salmonidae.
UUGAGGUUUUGAUUUGAACCACUCAGAAGUUACUCUAUAGUAUAGCAUCAAAUCAUUGUUACUUUGAUGUAUAGAAUUUUAAACGUUUGUAAUAUAAUCAUAUAGGAAUCCUAUGACCGGAUCUAACCAAAUUAAGACUAGCCGAUUAUCGCAGUUUCGCUCGAAUAUCUUUCAUUACGCUUCGCAUGAAAACGCUUUCCAUAUUUCCUGCAACAUUGUGUGUAUCCUACAGUCCAAACUCGGAUUCUUGCUAGAGACCAACACAAAACCAUUUGAAAAGAAGGCCGUGCAUAGAAUUCCGAGUGUACAUUUAGCCUAGCUAGUUUAGGAGAAAAUAGUGGUUUACCUGGAAUACGCCAACCACCAACCAAUUUCUGUUUUGGGAGAGCACGUCAAGCUACUAAAGUAUUUCAUGGAUUUUCUGUGUUUCAGGACACUGUGCUGUAAAGGACCACCGACUCCCAGACCAGAGUAUGACCUGGUGUGUAUUGGACUCACAGGCUCGGGGAAGACCAGUCUACUCUCCAGACUCUGCAGUGAAGCCACAGACAACAUCGGGCCAACUACGGGUUUUAGCAUCAAAGCUGUUCCAUUCCAGAAUGCCAUUCUAAAUGUGAAGGAACUCGGAGGAGCAGACUCGAUAAAGAAGUACUGGUCGCGGUACUACCAGGGUUCCCAGGGAGUGGUGUUCAUCCUGGACAGUGCCUCCACAGACGAGGACCUGGAGUUGGCCCGCACUGAGCUCCACUCUGCCCUGCAGCACCCCCAGCUCUGCACCCUGCCCUUCCUCAUACUGGCCAACCACCAGGACAAACCUGCCGCUCGCACUACACAGGAGAUAAAGAAGUAUUUUGAGCUGGAGCCUCUGGCCCGAGGGAAGAGCUGGAUUCUAGAAGGCAGCUCAGUGGACAACAUGGAUGCUGUGAAACAGAGCUUCACUCAGCUCAUUGAGCUGCUGGAGGACAAGGACCAAGACACAGGCAGGAUAUGAGCUGGGACCUAAACUAUAGGGAACUACAAAUCCCACAGGACCUGCUGAGCCACAAGAACUACAAACCACACAGGUCCCACAGGACCUGCUGAGCCACAGGGAACUACAAAUCCCACUUGGGUCGACAGUUAGACCCCACAGGAGCCACAUCCGAGCUACAAAGCCCAUGGGAGGGCAUACCACACAGGCAGUCCAUACCACACAGGCAGUCCAUACCACACAGGCAGUCCAUACCACACAGGCAGUCCAUACCACACAGGCAGUCCAUAACACACAGGCAGUCCAUAACACACAGGCAGGCCAUACCACACAGGCAGGCCAUACCACACAGGCAGGCCAUACCACACAGGCAGGCCAUACCACACAGGCAGGCCAUACCACACAGGCAAGCCAUACCACACAGGCAGGCCAUACCACACAGGCAGGCCAUACCACACAGGCAGGCCAUACCACACAGGCAGGCCAUACCACACAGGCAGGCCAUACCACACAGGCAGGCCAUACCACAAUGGAGCAACCUGAUCACAGAGGAACCAUAGAACAUGGAGUCAUUCCCCUCCGCAGAGAAUCUAUGGGCUGCCAGGGUUGUAAUGGUUAGAGAAGUAAAAGACUACCAGCUCUCAAACUGUAGAGACCUGGUGGACUGAUUCCCUGAAAAGUAGUGCUGAGUGAUUAACUGAAAUGUCGGUUUAUUUUAGUUUUUUAAAAUAAUGAAUCGGUCAACGUCAGUUCAACUAUUUGAAUACCUUUUACUUCGUUGUUUUUCUGUGCGCUCAACGUGCCAUUUCUCUAGAGAGAUUUCUCUCUGGGGUAGGUUGUUCAACUCAUCAUACAGUAGUUACAUACAUAAAACGUGUUAAUUAAUACAAUGAGCAGAAUCCAUUGUGCCUACAGCUGCCUGUUCUCAUUGGUUCUUGCUGGACAAGCCUGUGGGUGGAGAUGAGAUGAUGACUUGGUAUAAAAUAAUAAGUCACCAAAUAUAUAUUGUUUUAUAUACAGUUGAAGUCGGAAGUUUACAUACACUUUAGCCAAAUACAUUUAAACUCAGUUUUUCACAAUUCCUGACCUUUAA